UUGGUUCAGUAUCUCGGUGGCCGCACUAGCAACCGGACACGAAAGAAGAAACAAACAAACAAAAAACCCACAAUCAACCAACGAGCGCGCGCCAUCAGCAGCAAGUUUUGCGGGGUUUAGAAGUUUUGAGCACGCACUCCGACAAUGAUCGGCAGCACCGUGUCGCUGGCCACUGGCUGGCUGUUGUCGCUCGAGGGUUUACUGCUGCUGGGCUCGCUGGCACUGCUCUACUACUACGUCGCGGUCGCCGGUCAGCGGUACUUCGAGGAGCGGGGCGUACCGCACGAACGACCCUCGUCGAUCCUCGGCAAUGGUGCGGACUUUCUGCUGCGCCGCCGGCACUUCACCGACGUGAUCAACACACUGUACGGGCGGUUCCGCCGCCACCGUUUCUUCGGUUACUUCGAUUUCCUCUCGCCGAUCUACGUGAUCCGUGACCUGGAGCUGGUGAAACAGAUCUGCAUCAAAGACUUUGACCACUUUGUCAACCACCGUAUCGAGCUGGACGAGAAUCACGAUCCACUGUUUGGGCGGGCGCUGUUCGCGAUGCGGGACACCCGCUGGCGGAACAUGCGUGCCGUCCUCAGCCCCGCCUUCACCGGGAGCAAGAUGCGCCAAAUGUUCGGCCUGAUAACGGCGUACUGUGAGGCGGCGGUGCGGACGAUCGAGUGUGAAUCGACGGGCGCUAGCGGUUACGCGGAUCUGGAGAUGAAGGAACUGUUCCGCCGGUUCGGUAACGAUAUUGUGGCGACGUGUGCGUUCGGCAUCGAGAUUAACUCGUUCCGGGAUCGCACCAAUGCGUUCUACACGCUCGGGAAGGAGCUGACCAACCUGGACGGCAUUCAGGGGCUCAAGUUUCUGGCGUUCAGUUCGUUCCCGCGGUUGAUGAAGUUGCUGCGGAUGCGGUUGUUUAGCGACAGGAUGACGCGCUUCUUUCGCCACGUGGUGCUGGAUACGAUUGCGCAGCGCGACCGGAAGCGCAUUGUCCGGCCGGAUAUGAUCCACCUGCUGAUGGAGGCCCGCCGGCAGGAGCUGAAGCUCGAUGAGAACGGGAAUGUGCGGCUCGGUAACGGAGCGGCGGAUGACGGUGAUUCAGGGAAGGGCGCACCGUCGAAGCGGCUGAUGGAUUGGACCGACGAUGAUCUCGUGGCACAGUGUACGGUGUUUUUCUUCGGUGGCUACGAUACCGUGUCGACCCUUUCCUCGUUCCUGGCCCACGAGCUGGCCGUUAACCCGGACGUGCAGCGCCGGCUGCGGGCGGAGGUGGACGAGGUGCGCACCGCGCUCGCCGGUGCACCGCUCACCUACGAAACGAUGCAAUCGAUGCGGUACCUCGAUAUGGUCGCCAUGGAAACGAUGCGCAAGUGGACACCGGCCCCGUUCCUCGACCGGAUGUGCACGAAACCGUACGUGCUGGAGGACUACGACGGGCGUAAGGUGCAGCUGCGCAAGGGUGACGGCAUCUGGAUACCGGCGUACGCGAUCAUGCGCGAUCCGGACCUGUUCCCCGAACCGGACCGCUUCGAUCCGGAACGGUUCGCAGCGUCCGCCGGCAAGGGCACCGGCGUCGAUCCGGCCACCAUGCUGGGGUUCGGCAUUGGGCCACGGAACUGCAUCGGGUCCCGGUUUGCCCUGAUGGAGGUGAAGGCCGUGUUUUACUAUCUGCUUAGCCACUUUCACCUGGAGAUGGCCCCCGGGACCCAGCAUCCGCUACGCCUGAAGAUCACCAGCUUGGCACCGGCCGCCGAGAAGGGCUUCUGGAUACGGUUCCGGGUGCGCGAACCGACCAGCACCGGCCGAGGCAGCACCGAUGGUUGCGGGUUAAUUGGGGGCAAUUGAUCGUUGGAGUGAUUUUUUUUGUUUUGUUUUCGUUGCUCCCACUUCCUAUCUUAUCUUUUCUUCUACCCACUCUCUCCGUUGUUUUUUCUUCUUCUCCUGGGUCGUUUGCGAGCUCAUCGAGUCUUGAAAUAGAAUUCGGUUAUCUUGUCACUGGGCGAGCGGCGGGCGGCCGGGUGGAGUGCACCUUGCGCGAGAGCAAACAAUAAAACCUUUUUGUUUGGCGUGCAAACAACGUGCGGCUCACUGUC
Anopheles aquasalis is the source of this 2087-nucleotide messenger RNA. Its product is annotated as probable cytochrome P450 9f2. The record is from RefSeq and is a predicted model, not a curated record. Gene Ontology annotation, molecular function: monooxygenase activity; iron ion binding; heme binding. NCBI's taxonomy places the organism in Eukaryota, Metazoa, Arthropoda, Insecta, Diptera, Culicidae.